GCUUGUGGCUCGCACUUUGACUUUGAGUAGCCAGCCGCAUCAGAAUCACCUGAGGGCGUUUCCAAAAACGACAAGUUCCCUGGCAGCAAGCCUGGAGUUUCUGAUUCUCUAGGUUUGGGUGGGGCCCAGGAUCUGUAUUCGAGAAGGCGCGCUGUUUUCCAUAUUUCACCAUAAAGCAUUUUGUUUACUUUAGGUUUUGUGUAGGCGCACUUCUAGUGCACAUUUUUUUUUGCAUAAAUGGAUGUUGAAUUUUAUCAAACCCCUUUCCUGCUUUUAUGGAGAUAUGUUUUUUUCCCUCUUUAAACCUGUUAAUGCGAUGGGCCAUUUGAAGGGAUUUUCCAAUAAAACUUUGUGGCGUUAACAAGGUUUGCAUUGCUGGCGUGAACCCAACAUGUUUCUUACUGCUGGAUUUGAUUGAGUUUCCAGUAUGGCUUCCGCACCAACUUCUAAAUAUAAUUCACACUCCUUGGAGAAUGAGUCUAUUAAGAGGAGUUCUAGGGAUGGAGUUAAUUGGGAUCUCAGUGAAGCUGUUCCUCAACUUCCAGGAGAAACUCGUGUUACUGAGAAAGAAGUUAUUUACAUAUGUCCUUUCAAUGGCCCCAUUAAGGGAAGAGUUUACAUCACAAAUUAUCGUCUUUAUUUAAGAAGUUUGGAAACGGAUUCUGCUCUAAUACUUGAUGUUCCUCUGGGUGUGAUCUCAAGAAUUGAAAAAAUGGGAGGCGCGACAAGUAGAGGAGAAAAUUCCUAUGGUCUAGAUAUUACUUGUAAAGACAUGAGAAACCUGAGGUUCGCACUGAAACAGGAAGGCCACAGCAGAAGAGAUAUGUUUGAGAUCCUCACGAGAUACGCCUUUCCCCUGGCCCACAGUCUGCCAAUAUUUGCCUUUUUAAAUGAAGAAAAGUUUAACGUGGAUGGAUGGAUGGUUUAUAAUCCAGUUGAAGAAUACAGAAGGCAGGGCUUGCCCAAUCAUCAUUGGAGAAUAACUUUUAUUAAUAAGUUCUAUGAACUGUGUGACACUUACCCUGCUCUCUUGGUGGUUCCAUAUCGUGCCUCAGAUGAUGAUCUCAGGAGAGUUGCAACUUUUAGAUCCCGAAAUCGAAUUCCAGUGCUGUCAUGGAUUCAUCCAGAAAACAAGACGGUCAUUGUGCGUUGCAGUCAGCCUCUUGUUGGUAUGAGUGGUAAACGAAAUAAAGAUGAUGAGAAAUACCUCGACAUUAUCAGGGAGACUAAUAAACAGAUUUCUAAACUCACGAUCUAUGAUGCAAGACCCAAUGUAAAUGCAGUGGCCAACAAGGCAACAGGAGGAGGAUAUGAAAGUGAUGAUGCAUAUCAUAACGCCGAACUUUUCUUCUUAGACAUUCAUAACAUUCAUGUUAUGCGGGAAUCUUUAAAAAAAGUCAAAGACAUUGUUUAUCCUAAUGUGGAAGAAUCUCAUUGGUUGUCCAGUUUGGAGUCUACUCAUUGGUUAGAACAUAUCAAGCUUGUUUUGACGGGAGCCAUUCAAGUAGCAGACAGAGUCUCUUCAGGGAAGAGCUCAGUGCUCGUGCACUGCAGUGACGGAUGGGACAGGACUGCCCAGCUGACGUCCCUGGCCAUGCUGAUGCUGGACAGCUUCUAUCGGAGCAUCGAAGGCUUUGAAAUAUUGGUACAAAAAGAAUGGAUAAGUUUUGGACAUAAAUUCGCAUCUAGAAUAGGUCACGGUGAUAAGAACCACGCCGAUGCUGACCGAUCUCCUAUUUUUCUCCAGUUUAUUGAUUGUGUAUGGCAGAUGUCGAAACAGUUCCCUACAGCUUUUGAAUUCAAUGAACGAUUUCUGAUUACGAUUUUGGAUCAUCUGUACAGCUGCCGCUUUGGUACUUUCUUGUACAACUGUGAAUCCGCUCGAGAAAGACAGAAAGUUACAGAAAGAACAGUUUCUUUAUGGUCACUGAUAAACAGUAAUAAAGACAAAUUCAAAAAUCCCUUCUAUACAAAAGAAAUCAAUCGAGUUUUAUAUCCAGUUGCCAGUAUGCGUCACUUGGAACUCUGGGUGAAUUACUACAUUCGAUGGAACCCCAGAAUCAAGCAACAACAGCCGAAUCCAGUGGAACAGCGGUACGUGGAGCUCCUGGCCCUGCGUGAUGAAUACAUAAAGCGGCUUGAGGAAUUGCAGCUCGCCAACUCUGCCAAGCUUUCUGAUCCCUCGACUUCCCCUUCCAGUCCUUCACAAAUGAUGCCCCACGUGCAAACACACUUCUGAGAGGGAACCUGGCGCUGCAUCACAGCUCCUAAGAGAGCAAAUCGUGGACUUUCAUUUGGGGCCUCUGUACAAAGUAGAUUAAAAUACUUGCCUCCAUGUAGAACUUGAACUAACAUAAUCUUAAACUCUUGAAUAUGUGCCUUCUAGAAUACAUAUUACAAGAAAACUACAGUGUCUACACGGCAAUCAGAAGAAAGGAGCCAAGAUGGGGUUUUGGAAAAUCCUGACACCUUUCCAAAGCAGUUUUUGAAAGAUAAAAUUUAAAUUUAAUUUACCUCUUUAGCAAUGCUAUGUACACGAUAUGUAUUUUGUAGGCUUAAUUGGAACAACAUUAUUUUAAACUAAAGGGGAAAAACAUAUGUUUGUGAAAUGGAUUUUCCUCAAGCUGCUUAUAAUAGUUGCUUUGGAUUAUCUAAAAUGAAUCCACAUGUGAAAGAUGUGCGUUACUGCCAAAACCAGAGUUCAGCUUUUGAGGCAUUAUCCGAAAGCAAGGUGUUGAAAUAAUUGCCAAAUUGUAUUCCAUCGUUAAGUGGUGACUUAAGGAGAAAUAGCUGUGUAGAUGAGUUUUUCAUUAUUUUGAAGUUUUGGAAUACGAAGUGUUUUCCCCUAAUUUUCAAGAGAAUCGUAUUUUUAUAUUAAAAAAAAAAUGGGGCCCACUUAAAUAUGAUUUGAUUUUUUUUUAACUUUGCCAGUUGUGUUUUCCAAGUUCUUCCAUGAGCUUGCCUAAAAUUCAGACCCGUUUUCAGGUCGUGGAGAAGCCCUUUGAGAGUACUGUCUGAGGAGGUCAGGUGUGUUAUGCUGUGGUGGUGAAGAUUUUGCAAACAUUGCUCUAGUCAGACCAGCUCGUCUGCCAAAGUGUCAGGUGGGGCAUCUUGGAGGUAUGCGCUGUUGCUAGAGCAUCAUUCUUUGAAAUAAAAGCUGCAGACGUACAUUGUUGAGCGUAUUCUUGAAAAUAUUGUGUUUAUGAAUUUCAGUUUAAAUGGUGUUGGAUGCUCCUCCCCCAAAGCAUGCAUAAAAACUGGUUCUACAAAUUUUUACUUGAAGUACCUGGCCGUUUGCUUUUUCAGUUUUUUUUUUUUGUAGUAUUAAAUGAAAUUUCAAAUGCAGUACUAUUUGAUAUCUGAACUAAUUCAUUUAGUAAGUAUAUUUGUAAAAGGUAAGGCUAGAGUUAAACCAAUUAAUGUGUUUCACGAUGAUUUGUAAAGGACUAUUUAUAGUUAAUAUGGUUUUGUUUUCAAUGAAUUAAGAGAGAUUAAAUAUAUCUUUGUAAAUUA
Diceros bicornis minor is the source of this 3513-nucleotide messenger RNA. RefSeq names its product myotubularin 1 (gene MTM1). The record is from RefSeq and is a predicted model, not a curated record. Bases 428 to 2239 code for a protein of 603 amino acids. The transcript has 15 exons. Gene Ontology annotation, molecular function: phosphatidylinositol-3,5-bisphosphate 3-phosphatase activity. Gene Ontology annotation, cellular component: plasma membrane. NCBI's taxonomy places the organism in Eukaryota, Metazoa, Chordata, Mammalia, Perissodactyla, Rhinocerotidae. Gene Ontology annotation, biological process: negative regulation of autophagosome assembly; mitochondrion distribution; muscle cell cellular homeostasis.